Molecule: messenger RNA, 1092 nt
Organism: Jatropha curcas
Lineage: Eukaryota; Viridiplantae; Streptophyta; Magnoliopsida; Malpighiales; Euphorbiaceae
Source: RefSeq, a predicted model, not a curated record
GGUUCCUAUAUAAACCCCUUUUCUCUCUAUUUCUCCUUUCAUGCCAAAGCACUUCUUUUUCUUGCAUGCAGCAAAACAAUUCAUCAAUCUCCUUCUUCCAUUUGUGUUUUCUCCAUUAAAGCUAUUUUCUUUUGUGAUUUGUAUUACAGUAGUAAGAGAGCACAAUGUUGAAAAACAAAGCAGCUAAAUUCUUGAAGAGAAUAACAUUAGUAUUGGCAUCAAUGGCCAAAGCUAAAACACUAGCUCUCAAAAGCAAAACCAAUGCUUUGAGGACAAGAUUAAUGAUAUUUUCUCUAUUGAGAGACAACAAGAAAAUUCUUUUGAGCUCAAUUUCUCAAAAGCUCCAUGCUUUAGUUACCCAGAAGGAACAUGACAAGAAAGACGAAGAAGAAAUAGAAGAUCAAAGCAACGCCAUAGUUCUGUAUAACCAUAGCUCCAUGUCUCUUCCAAACCCAAGUGAAGCAGAGGUUAUGGAGAAUAUUAUAGCAGAGAAUGAUGCAGUACAAGAAAAUGGGUAUUGCUAUGGCUAUGGAUAUGAAGAAGAAGUUGAAGGAGAGAAAUUCCCAGAUCUGACCCAUUCAUUGUUUGAUUCUGAAGAUUUAGAGUUUGAAGAUCCAGGUGGGUCAGUGAUAGAUAUCGUGAAGAACUCAAAACAAGAAGCAGGAGAAGAGUUCAGUUUAGAAGAUGAGAUAGACCAUGUAGCAGAUUUGUUUAUAAAGAGAUUUCAUAGACAAAUGAGAAUGCAGAAACAACUCUCUGUUAAGAGGCAUCAGGAAAUGCUUGAAAGAAGUGCUUAAUUUCUAUUUGCAAGAACGCUAAAUUGAAGAGUACAUGAAUAUUGGUGUUCAGCUACUUAAUUAUGGGCAAUUCUGAUAAAUACCUAAUAUUUUAUUUAUUAUUUUUUUUUUGUUUCUUCUAUUUGAGAAAUAUAAAUUUGUAUAUUUUUGUAUUGAUAAACUUGAAGCUGUUACAAAUGCUCCUUGAUUUAACUCGGUGACAACAAGAGAAAAACAGAUCAUGCCCUGUUUUAUAAGGCAUUUCUGUACAUUAUCCUCUAGUUUAUUUAAAUAAAAGGUUCAACUGUUCAAGUUA